AUGACUUCCAGCCAAAAACGCACCUCCGCCGCCCCAUCCUCCCCAGUCACGAGCCGAUCGUUCCUGUCCCGCCUCAAGUCGCCCUUGUCCUCCAAGUCGCGCAACUACACCGAGUUCUACAUCCAGUCCGACGACCCACAUCGCCACUACGCGCCUGGCGACGUCAUCAGCGGAACCGUCAUCAUCAAGAUCGUCAAGCCGCUGCGCAUUACCCACCUGGUCGUGUCGCUGCACGGCUAUGCCCAAGUCUUCAAGAACCCAAAUGCGCCCGGCGACGCCUACAAAAACUACUCGUCGACG
Molecule: messenger RNA, 300 nt
Organism: Exserohilum turcica Et28A
Lineage: Eukaryota; Fungi; Ascomycota; Dothideomycetes; Pleosporales; Pleosporaceae
Exons: 1
Source: RefSeq, a predicted model, not a curated record